AUGUCUGGAAAUCCUAAAUACGUGGAGGACGAUGCUUCUUCAGGCUCUGGGGAAGACUUGAACAUGCUAGAUGGUAACAGUAAACGUCCAUUAGCAACUCCAGGUACAGGGCGUGCAAAGAGAAACCGUAAGGCUACUGGAGAUGCCAUAGUUGAUGCUAUGCUGGAAAUAGCAGCUGCUUCAAAGAUGAGGGCAGCUGCAAUUAUGCGGAAUGAGGAGCGCUUUGCCAUUAGCAAGUGCAUCAAAGUUUUGGAUGAGUUGCAAGGCCUUGACCAACAAAUCUAUUUUUUUGCACUGGAUUUGUUUGAGAAUUCCAAUGCCCGGGAAACUUUCAUUAGUCUUAAGAGUGAAAGAAGAUUAGCAUGGCUGCAACGCAAGUUUAGUGCAUCCUGUAGUUCAGCAACCUGA
Molecule: messenger RNA, 408 nt
Organism: Oldenlandia corymbosa var. corymbosa
Lineage: Eukaryota; Viridiplantae; Streptophyta; Magnoliopsida; Gentianales; Rubiaceae
Source: the annotation of a GenBank genome assembly